CCAAACCCUUCUCGCCGGACCUUUGGAGCGGGCAUUGGGUGGGUGGGGGCGGAACGCAGGUGAAAAAAGACAUCGUGGUGGCGAAGCUGCCGGGACGUUGUCGGAGGAGGGGUCCGCCCACCCGCGUUACCAGCUCUGUGCAGAGAACCGCUUUAGGCUUCGCGGGCCCAUGCUCGGUUCCGCCCCCUGCCCGGCCCGCGCAGACCCCAGCGGCGGGACUGGAGGUUCUGGGGAUGGGCCCCCCACCCGCCCCGGCGUCCUCUCACCAGCUCCCCGGGUCCGCACGCCCCCGCCCCGUUUCUGCGAGCGCCUUCCUUCCCCUUCCCCUCCGCGGAAAGCUGCAAGUCCGGGGCAAUAACUGUCCCCCGCCGCGAGCCGAUGAUCAAUAUCGCAGUCGCCCGGCGGAGACCGCGCAUCCGGCUGUGGGUGCCGCUCCGCCGCCGCCGCCGCCGCCGCCCGCCGGCGGGAGCGCAGCGCUCGCCCUCCGCGCCUUCCUACCCUCAGUCCCGCCGCUGCGCGCCGGCUCGCGCCGGCUCGCUCCCACCUCGGGUCUGGCGACGCGAUUGCGGCGCUGGGAGUUUAGGGAAGUCGCCAGACCGCACGUCCAGCGCCUGCGGGCUGAAGUUCGGGGGCGGCCGGGCGCGGCCAGCAGGCGGUGUUCGCCGGGGAGGGGCUGGGGUCAACGGUCGGGCCCGCGGCCGCCGACAGCCGCCACUUCCCACCGCCCGGCGCGGUCCGGAGUGGUCGGACUGCAGGGCGCGGGCGCGGGCGCGGAAGGGGCAGCCGGAGGGCGAGGCGGGCGGGCCUCGGCGCCGCCGCGGGGAAGCUCCGCACGGCUCUCGCCGGAGGAUCCGGACUCCGCAGGGUCGACCGCCUGAGCCAGCUUGACCGGGUUCAGUGCAUUAGAAAGCGAU
Molecule: messenger RNA, 914 nt
Organism: Phyllostomus discolor (pale spear-nosed bat)
Lineage: Eukaryota; Metazoa; Chordata; Mammalia; Chiroptera; Phyllostomidae
Product: translation initiation factor IF-2-like
Source: RefSeq, a predicted model, not a curated record